AUGGAGGUGGCCCUGGUAGACUUUGAGAGACUGGAGGAACUUGACGGCAGUCUUGAGGAUGAGGCGGACACCUAUGCUGAUGAGACCACAGCUCUCACGGUGGACCUACCCCCAGAGGACAACAGCUCAGGCGGCAACUACCUUCUGCGAGCUUCUCAACUUUCCUCUACACCCUUCCACCACAGUACUGUGCCCUCCUGCAUUUGGGAAUCCACCUCAUCUUCACCCAUUCAACAAGCACAGACACUGGUGGUGCCCCAGUCCCCUACGAUACCAUCCCCAAGCAGGCAGGGGCGCAGUAGCUGCGCCAGCCUAAUCUCCAACUGGAAAUUGCUGCUAAGUAGUGAGGGCACUAAGGAGAGUGAGACUAUCUUCAAUCGGCUUGCUAAAGAGUGCUGCGAAGAUUUAUUCGCCGAUAAACCUGGGUUCGAUAAUGGAGAACAGAAAGUCAUCAUUAACAUUGCUGGUCUCCGUUUUGAGACGCAGUUCAAAACAUUGGACCAGUUUCCUGAAACCCUGCUUGGAGACCCUUUGAAGAGAAUGGAGUACUUCGAUCCGAUGAGGAAUGAGUAUUUCUUUGAUCGGAACAGACCCAGUUUUGACGGGAUCUUGUAUUACUACCAAUCAGGGGGUAAGAUCAGACGACCAGCUAAUGUUCCCCUUGAUGUGUUUGCAGAUGAAAUUGUGUUUUAUGAGCUUGGAACUGAGGCCUUGGAGCAGUUCAGAGAAGAUGAAGGAUUUAUAAAGGAUGUUGACAUACCUCUACCUUCUAAUGACGUGUUUAAGCAAUUCUGGUUACUGUUUGAGUACCCAGAGAGCUCCAAUGCUGCCCGGGGUGUAGCACUUGUGUCUGUUUUUGUUAUUGUCAUAUCCAUCAUUAUUUUCUGCAUGGAAACUCUUCCGGAAUUUAGAGAUGACUCUGACCCAGUUGUACCCACAGCUCUACAACCUUUCAACCAAUCCAGAGGCAACACGGCUCCACCUGGUGCCAAGACCACAACCUUCUCUGAUCCCUUCUUCAUCAUUGAGACCGCCUGCAUCAGCUGGUUUUUCUUUGAGCUCCUAGUGAGGUUUUUGGUCUGUCCCAGUAAAAAGGAAUUUUUCCACAACAUCAUGAACAUCAUUGACAUUAUAUCCAUAAUCCCCUAUUUUGUUACUGUGAUUACAGAAAUGAUCACAACGCCAGAAGUGAACUCAGGGCAGAACAUGUCUUUGGCCAUUCUUCGUAUCAUCCGCCUUGUCAGGGUGUUUCGUAUAUUUAAACUCUCGCGUCACUCCAAGGGACUGCAAAUCCUGGGACAGACUCUGAAAGCCAGUAUGCGUGAGCUUGGCUUGCUCAUCUUCUUCCUCUUCAUUGGAGUCAUCCUUUUCUCUAGUGCUAUCUACUUUGCUGAGGUAGAUGAGCCUAACACACAGUUUGUCAGCAUACCUGAUGGAUUCUGGUGGGCUGUGGUUACCAUGACCACUGUGGGCUAUGGGGACAUGUGUCCCAUCACCUUGGGGGGCAAGAUGGUGGGCACCCUGUGUGCCAUCGCAGGUGUGCUGACCAUCGCUUUGCCUGUUCCUGUUAUUGUCUCUAACUUCAACUACUUCUACCAUAGAGAGACAGAGGCAGAGGACAAGUUGCCGUUGAAAGAUGCUAAUGAGAAAGACAUGAAGGCUGAGACAGAGCAGGGUAGCAACACCUCGCUCAAUAUACCCAAUGGCAUCUGGCAGACAUUCAAUUAACUGAAGGACUGUUAAGAAGAAGAACAAACUUCCAUAAAGCAGUGUAAUAAUUUUUAAGAUAUAGAGAAUAUGCAGAGAUUUAACUUUCAUGAUUUGUCUUGAAGAAGGACUUAGUGAGGUAUCUUGUUUGUAUACUUAAAAAAUAUGUUUUAUAGUAAAAUACAGGGAAUACCCUAAUUACCUCUUUAGUGUCUAUUAUGAGAAUGACACAUUGUAAAUAUCAGAGAAGUCAUGUUCAAGAUGUCAACAUAUUACAAGUUUACUUUGUGUUAGGACAAUUUGUUUGUUAAGCAUAAAAAACCCUUAUUGUCAUUCUUCAGCAGUAUAUAUGUUUAAAGAUGUUUUUUAUAAUUGUGGUCUUGUUUGUAGUAUCUUGGCCAUUAAUCCUAAUGCUUAUAACAUUUUGCGCACCAGCUUGACUGCUGAGAUUUUGGACACACGGACUUGAAACACAACUUUAAAAAGAGUAAAAUGUCUUCAAGGGCCAUGAAAGUACAAGAGUUAUACAGGUUUUAACCAUACACAUUGAAUGAAAGUAAAAGAGAAGAGUUAAAUGCCACCUGCCCGCUUGUUAUUCAGAGCCCCUUCUUGGCUCAAUUUAUAGGAAUGACCUUU
Molecule: messenger RNA, 2343 nt
Organism: Pleuronectes platessa (European plaice)
Lineage: Eukaryota; Metazoa; Chordata; Actinopteri; Pleuronectiformes; Pleuronectidae
Gene: kcna10a
Product: potassium voltage-gated channel, shaker-related subfamily, member 10a
Exons: 1
Coding region: 1-1728 (575 amino acids)
Biological process (GO): potassium ion transmembrane transport; protein homooligomerization
Cellular component (GO): membrane; voltage-gated potassium channel complex
Molecular function (GO): delayed rectifier potassium channel activity; protein binding
Source: RefSeq, a predicted model, not a curated record